Molecule: messenger RNA, 2418 nt
Organism: Mesocestoides corti
Lineage: Eukaryota; Metazoa; Platyhelminthes; Cestoda; Cyclophyllidea; Mesocestoididae
Source: the annotation of a GenBank genome assembly
AUGUCCCGACGAAUCUUUUGGUACAAUACGUUUGUACUACGCUCAGCACUUGCCAUAGCUAGCUCUCGUGGAGGCAUUUCAGAAGUGGAUAAACGGAGACCAGUCGUUCCCAUUUUUUAUCUUUACCUCUUUUUGAUUGUGUUGGAGAUUUCAGUCUACUCCACUGCGAUUUAUUUGGAAGCCUCGUAUAGCGAACGACAUGCCAAUGUGUGCUUUUUCUUGCGAGUCGUCUGUAUUUCGGACCUGUUUCUACUCGUGACGAACGUCAUUGUCUUCCUAAUCUCGUUUGAUUCAACCGGCCAUGUUUGGCGAAACCACCCGGAGUUGUGGUGCUUUGAGGAAAGUGACGAUUCUCAUCGCCUUAAUUUUGAUCAGGCACAUGCUGUUGUCGCACGUCUCUGGCGUCGGCGGAUCCGUUGUUUGUCCUGUUCGCGCAGCAUCUGUAGUCGAAUGAAUCUGAAUGCUAAACCGCAAAGUCAUGACGCCAUGAUGCUCGUAUCUGAUAUAGUAGGCCAGUAUUUUAUGACAAAUUUGGUGGCUUCAGAUGUCCUUGCAGGGUUGCUUCUACUGCGAUGGCAAACUUAUCAAUGGGUUGGCUGUGGGAGGCGAGUUCCUCUGCAACGCAUUAUUGAGGACUCUGAUAUAUACGAUCCGGUCACUGACCCCCCACCCCAUAGCAAUCCUCCUAGUAUAUCGCCCGCUCAAGGAAGCGAAGACCCUUUCAGUCGUUUGGCCUCGGAUUGGCUCAGCAUACGUCGUCUCUGGAUCUACUCGAAAUUUGCUUCCGCGGUCUAUGGUCGGCUGCUCUACGUGUUUUCGCACCACCUUUCCCCGCGCGCCUCAUUUCGAUUGUGCAAGCACAUGCAAUGCUUGGGCGGCGCGAGGUCCUGCUGCACGUGCGGUAACGAGGAUUUGAAUCACCCUGAAACUCAUCCCUUCUUGAACCAGUCUGAUGACAUCACAGCGGGGUGUUGUAUUUGCAACCGUGACACCUGCAAUAUAGCCGUUUACCAGGAGGUGACCGGUGCUCCCAUCGAAAGCCUUGUGUACUACUCGUCUGUAAACGACGUCUACCAGCCACCGUUUUUUGUCUCAUUCGAUGAUGAAUCAGAAGUCAUACUAGUCACGAUCCGAGGAACUCUGUCUCUCGAAGAUAUGAUCGUUGACAUGCUGGCUGAGGGCUUAAGCCUCUCCGCGGGCGAGAUGCCUCCCGAUGUCACUGUUGGUGAUAUUCAAGGCUACUACGUACACAUGGGCAUCCUCACAAGUGCUCGAAACCUUCGUGACAUCAUCUUGCGUCUCCAGCUAAUUGAGAAGGCCCGUUUGAAGAGGCCGUCUUACCCCUUAGUGGUGUGUGGCCACAGUUUAGGUGCCGGAGUUGCCUCUGUGUUGGCUUUGCUGUUGAAGAAUGCCAACAUCGCGCGCUACUGCAAGUCCUUCGUUGUGUCAGUCAUUCUGGGUUACGACAUAGUGUCUCGCCUCAGCAUUCCCACUCUGAACGACCUCAAGUGGCGUCUUCUCUCUGCCCUGCGAGAUUGCAAAGUGCCGAAAUAUCGUCUUCUCAGUCAGGCGGCAGGUAUUGUGGGCCUGAAUUGCUUACUCCCAUCGUUUUGUCGAUCAACAAACAAAAGCAUUGGACUGUACAGGGGUCAUUUAGACGAGACUUGCCAAUACCAUCUGCUCCACCCAAGGGUGCUCGACCCUCGACCACCCCCUGCUGCGUCAACAACCACUUACCCUCACUCCGGCUCGGGAGCCCUUGAGAAUUGUGGGCAUUCCAUUGCUGACGCUUCAAGUGGUGGAGAUGUGACGUCGUCAGCUCCUAGACCCGUUCGUUACCUUGAGGAGGGUCGGUCACUGUUUCGAUGGUUACGCAUCAAGACCGAUGUUCUGUUGCGAACAAAUUCCUCUGCCGCAACCUGUGGUCUCCUUGCGUCUGCUGUAAAGAUACCUGAGUUCAGCACUACAAUUACCUCGGACUCAACGGAUUUUAGUGAGACAAGCGGUUUUUGUGGAGAUCUGGUAUCUAUGGAUACAAAUGUACGGUUCGCCGGUCUUGUGGUCCACAUUGUUGAGGUACAAGACGAAGUCACAGAGUCUGGUGGAAUUGGGGUGUGGGACAGGCCUUACGAGAGGACUGGAGGCCAUCAUCCUCCUAGUAGAGGAAGCCAUCCUCCUCCGGUAGCUAUAUGGACGAAUUCGCGUCAAUUCCAGUCCAUCCUUAUUCACCCGCGAAUGUUGGCGGAUCACUUACCUAGUGAAGUCACAGCUGCGCUCUAUCGUAUAUUCUGCGCCACUUGCAAGUAUCAAGGUCAACUGCAGGCGGAGUCACCAAAUUCCUCUCCCCUUUUACCUGGUGACUCGGUUUCGCUAGAUGGCGAGGCUCUAAUAAGACGCCUCAAAAAGCCUCUACGCUGA